Messenger RNA from Exophiala spinifera, 1821 nucleotides. RefSeq lists its product as uncharacterized. NCBI's taxonomy places the organism in Eukaryota, Fungi, Ascomycota, Eurotiomycetes, Chaetothyriales, Herpotrichiellaceae. The record is from RefSeq and is a predicted model, not a curated record. The transcript has a single exon. Bases 1 to 1821 code for a protein of 606 amino acids.
AUGAGCGACAUCAACGAGCUCCCCAACUUGCUGAUGCCUGUGUCUGCCAGGAGGAAGCGUUCGGCCUCGCCGCACCCUGGGACCGUAGGGCGGCCGAUGAAACGCACAGCGGAACUGAGACCUACGCCCAGAGAACGUGCGCACAGGGUUCAACUCGUCCACGGGCAUGCCGAAUUGCACAUGGUCGCCGAACGACGCAGGGCCGGGUUGUCUGCACUUGAGUCAAUGCCUCCUGAGAUCAUCCAAGACAUCUUUUUCAAGUGCAUGGAAGUCAACAUGCCACGAGCCUCCCGUUACUUGGGCGCUGUGUUGGCACAUGAACGCAUCUUUCGAUCCACCAUCCUCAUGGCAUAUUUCGACGACGACCUGGAAAGUCCCAUCGUAUAUGAACACUUCAAGCCAGCGGUGUACUUUCCCCUCAGCCUGGAGCACAAGAUCCGUCUCCAGCGGCAGAUUUUGGCGUGUAAAUGGUUCUCGCUCAAGCUUCUAUGGAAAUCCCUCCCCGAGCUCGUCCACCUGAAUGUUGUCCAGGCCCGAGCACGCGAGCUCAGAGACCAGAAGGCGUUGGGCCUUUCGGAUGACGCAAUUGCGCACCCGUACUAUCAGAACACAAGACAGUCUCUCUUGGGAACCGUCCCAGCUGAGGACGACGAAGAGGCGUUGAUGGCACACUAUCGAGCCCCAGUCAACUUUCUCCAUAUGCCAGAGGAGGGGUGUUCUCACUGUGAACAACACCACCACCAUUAUCACUACCCGGUACAAGAGGAAAAAGACGAGGAGGAAGAAGAGGAAGAGGAAGAAGGGGAAGAAGGGCCUGAACUGGAAGUUCAGCCCGAGCCCAAUGAUGCUGACUCGGAAUCUGCCUCCGAUAUUUCAGACGAUGACGCCCUGGAACAGGCCUGGCCUCCCAACCCCCGGAUCUGUGUGUGGAGAUGCUGGGCCGACCAGCAGGGCAGACUACACAAGGAGAUGGAACGAGGGAUCAGCGUCUUAGCUGUGCGCGCUCUACCAGACUGCGUUAUCGACGUGCCACGAUGGACAGCAGAGCGGAUCGACCUCCUCAAGUUUCUUCGCCAAGGUAUGAGAUAUCUGCACCACGAUCAAGUUCUAGAGAUCUCCGCCGAGGCCCUUUUCCGAGGAUUAAGGACUGCACUGAGACAACGCAAUGAAGACGCCACACUAGUCUUGCUGGAGCUGCACUACGCUACCAUGAGAGCUCAUCUAGCACCACCCCAGAUUCCGGAACGGGAACCGAUUUCAGAGGAACCGCGCUUUGACAACCUCGUCGGCCCUUUUGUGCAUCCUCUGCCGCAGGCUUUGAUUCUCGACGCUGUUCCAGCAGAGAAUAGCAGGCGCGAAUUUAACCCCAUGACCCUGCGACUGUUGUCGUACAUGCUCUGCGAGGGGGUCGACUCGCUAGAGCCCAGGAAUCCUCGUCUGUCGCGUUGGGCCAUCAAUGCCAGCAGCAGACUUGACAAUCCAAACAAAGUCAAGAUGAUGGGCCUCUGGGUCAUGGGCCAGAUGUUCCGAACCGCUCGUUACAUGCUCAGGGACGGAGAACCGCUCUUCGUCAAUGGGAAGCCGACGUACGAUGAGGACCACGCCACGCCUUGGCCGUGGGAGGGUAUGACUUUUACCCAAAAACUCCGUUACGACACUGAUGGUGAAGUGCCCAUGUUGCCCACCGCUCCCGACGGUAGACCUUGUGGCGGUACCCGAGUUCCUCUGGAAUGGGAUCAUGACCCUAACGAGGACUUCAUACAAGACGAUUCCAAGGAUGAUGUGGACAUCUUUCCCAUUUCCCGUUAUCGCGCUUGCUGA